Molecule: messenger RNA, 864 nt
Organism: Helianthus annuus (common sunflower)
Lineage: Eukaryota; Viridiplantae; Streptophyta; Magnoliopsida; Asterales; Asteraceae
Exons: 4
Coding region: 201-716 (171 amino acids)
Source: RefSeq, a predicted model, not a curated record
UCAAAACAGGUUAGUUCCCGUCGCAAAUAAUACUACCAUAGACCACCGAAUCUUCGAGAAGUAAACUGGAUUUAUAUGCAUCAUAAAACAAGCCCAUAGUUUCUCUCACAUUCUUCUCAAUCUUUCCAACCCAAAAAAAAAAAAAAAACCCUGCCUUCAACUUUAUCCAUCUAUUACGCCGCUUCAAUUUCCUCGUAAUCAUGGUGGGACAACCAACGGUCACCGUCAAACCCAGCCGGAGCGACGACAUCAUCGACCCUCAUCAGCAGCUUCAAAUCUCCGAACAAGUUAGAUCUCACUUCGAUUCCAUUCUCCCCAAACGCCCACCUAAACCCAACCGUAGUGAUCCCGUCGAAUCGGGAUCACUCUCCGAUGAACCGGUUACUACCAUCCCAGAGCUCAUCAAGUUCCAGUCGUUAAUAUCUCAAUCUCAAGGUAUAGUUUCCGAUGGUAACGCGGCGGUGGAAGAAGAGUUCGUGGAGACGGGAUACUACAAAGAAUUGGUUUCCAUCGACAAAGAACAUCACACGACAGGAAAUGGAUUUAUAAAGGUGGCAAGGGAGGAACAUGGAGAUUUAUAUGAUUUGCAAGUGCAGACCGGAAGAUACGAAGAUCAAGUGGUCAAAUCAAAUCCUGCAACAAAUGACUGGAUUCCUUCAAGUGGUGAUCAAGAUGAAUAUGUGUCGUCGAAACCUAACCGGAGUGAGAAUUGGUAGAUCAUCGGUGACGUGUAAUGUAAUUUUAUUUUUAUAAUGGUGAUGGGAGUUUGAAUCGGAAGGGAUAAGAUUAUAUAUGUAUUUUGAAUAAAAAAUGCUCAGUAUUUGGUUAUACAAGUACCAUAUGCAUAAAGUAGUUGGUUUUUAA